GUAGCUGGAUCGCGGGGGAUAGCAGGGAUACGUGCACGAGGGAUUGUGGAAGCGAGAGCCGGGAACACAGGAGGAUCGAUGAGAGGGCGGCGGACGCCCGAAGACGGACAGGGCGACAAGGACGCGGAGGAAUGGGAAUUAUGUGGGACUGCAGACCGGACGACAUGGGGAUAACAGACCUAGCGUCGUGGGGAUGCUGACGGGGGACAUGGGGUGCAGACAUGAAACAUGGGAUAACAGACCGAGCGUCGUGGGGAUGCUGACGGGGGACAUGGGAUAACAGGCUGGGCGAUAUGUGGAUGCAGACGUGGGGGGACUUGGGGAUAGAGACAGAGAUGCAGACUCAGGGAUGUGGAAUUCAAGUAGGGGAAAUGGGACAUGGAAAUGAGGGUGCAUACGGGAUUAUGGAAGCUGUGGGGUGGUGAAAAGGAAGCCCUGGGUGCCAGGUCCAGGCAACAGAGAUGUGGGAAGACUGCGCCUCACUCUUGAACCCCGCCACUCUCCAGCAGGACAAAGAGAAAAAGAAGAAAGAAAGCAUCUUGGACUUGUCUAAGUACAUUGACAAGACCAUCCGAGUGAAGUUCCAGGGUGGCAGGGAAGCCAGCGGGAUCCUGAAAGGGUUUGACCCACUGCUCAACCUGGUGCUGGACGGAACCAUUGAGUACAUGCGAGACCCCGAUGACCAGUACAAGCUGACGGAGGACACACGGCAGCUGGGGCUCGUGGUGUGCCGCGGCACCUCGGUGGUGCUUAUCUGCCCCCAGGACGGCAUGGAGGCCAUCCCCAACCCGUUCGUGCAGCAGCAGGAUGCUUAGCAGGCGCAGGCAGCCUCACCCUGGGGCCCUCCCUUCCUGUGUGAGCUUCCGUUUGGUGUUUCAGUUUCUGUUUUUCUAUUUUGUUUUUUAAUAAAAUUGCCGACUUGAGCAUCCA
Microtus ochrogaster (prairie vole) is the source of this 930-nucleotide messenger RNA. RefSeq names its product LSM7 homolog, U6 small nuclear RNA and mRNA degradation associated (gene Lsm7). Gene Ontology annotation, cellular component: U2-type prespliceosome; U6 snRNP; U12-type spliceosomal complex. Gene Ontology annotation, biological process: mRNA splicing, via spliceosome; nuclear-transcribed mRNA catabolic process. Gene Ontology annotation, molecular function: RNA binding. Lineage: Eukaryota; Metazoa; Chordata; Mammalia; Rodentia; Cricetidae. The record is from RefSeq and is a predicted model, not a curated record.